AUGGCCCCCGCCGCAACGCUCUCCGCGUUCAACACAACCCGUGACGGCAAAGCCCUAGAAAGCCUCUCGGACGACAUCGACGCCAUCAACGUGCUCAAACAGCAACAGCAACAGCAACAGCAAAAAGAAAACGACAUAUACACCGAAUCCACCUUUGACAAGUCCAAAGACAAGACCCAAUUCCGGCAAUACGAAACAGCCUCAGACCGCGUGAAAAACUUCUAUAUCGAACAGCACACCAAACAAACCGUAGCCUACAACCUGCAGGCGCGCAACCGCUUCAAAGCAACCACUCGCGCACGCAUGUCCAUCUGGGAAGCAAUCGAAAAACUCAACACGCUCAUCGACGAGUCCGACCCGGACACCUCACUCAGCCAAAUCGAACACUUACUGCAAUCCGCCGAGGCAAUUCGGCGCGACGGGAAACCGCGGUGGAUGCAGCUAACGGGCCUGAUUCACGACCUGGGCAAAUUGCUCUACUUCUUCGAUGCGCAGGGCCAAUGGGAUGUAGUCGGCGAUACUUUCCCCGUGGGCUGCGCCUUUGAUUCUCGCAUAAUCUACGGGCGAGAGAGUUUUGAGCGCAACCCCGAUUUUGGGCACCCCGUUUUCGAUAAUGGGUUGGGGAUAUAUGCGCCCGGAAUAGGGCUGGAGAACGUCAUGUUGUCUUGGGGCCAUGAUGAGUAUUUGUAUCAUGUUGUCAAGGACCAGUCGACCUUGCCGGCCGAGGCGUUGGCGAUGAUUCGGUAUCAUUCUUUUUACCCCUGGCACAAUGCUGGGGCGUAUAGGGAGUUGAUGAAUGAGAAGGAUGAGGAGAUGCUGAGGGCGGUCAAGGCGUUUAAUCCAUAUGAUCUUUAUAGUAAGAGUGAUGAGUUGCCCAAAGUGGAGGAGUUGAGGCCGUAUUAUGAGGAGUUGAUUGAUGAGUAUUUCCCGGUGAAGGUUAUUAAUUGGUAA
Molecule: messenger RNA, 951 nt
Organism: Talaromyces atroroseus
Lineage: Eukaryota; Fungi; Ascomycota; Eurotiomycetes; Eurotiales; Trichocomaceae
Product: Inositol oxygenase
Exons: 1
Coding region: 1-951 (316 amino acids)
Biological process (GO): inositol catabolic process
Cellular component (GO): cytoplasm
Molecular function (GO): inositol oxygenase activity; iron ion binding
Source: RefSeq, a predicted model, not a curated record